This is a messenger RNA of Oxyura jamaicensis (ruddy duck), 2796 nucleotides long. RefSeq names its product zinc finger protein 501-like. Bases 312 to 1727 code for a protein of 471 amino acids. The transcript is spliced from 3 exons. Gene Ontology annotation, biological process: regulation of transcription by RNA polymerase II. The record is from RefSeq and is a predicted model, not a curated record. Gene Ontology annotation, molecular function: DNA-binding transcription factor activity, RNA polymerase II-specific; RNA polymerase II transcription regulatory region sequence-specific DNA binding. NCBI's taxonomy places the organism in Eukaryota, Metazoa, Chordata, Aves, Anseriformes, Anatidae. Gene Ontology annotation, cellular component: nucleus.
AGCAAACCAAAAUCUCUCUCCCAGCCCUGUUUGUGCCUGGCUGAGCCUCUGAGGGUGACCAAGCAAAAUGCUCCUCCGGUGAAGGCAAGGCACGGGACUCUGGGCAGAUGCAGAAAGCAGCACGGCCGUUUUCUCUCUGCCUGCAGAACAGGACUGCAUUGAGUUCUCAUUUAGCUCACAGGAAAGAGAGGAGCUGCCAGCCCUGACUUUGCUUUGACCUCCUGGAUGGAGUGAAGAGAAACAGCUCAGUGGCCAGGAGCAACUAAACACUGAGGCAGAAGAGAUAUUGCUCACAAGCAGGUGGCAGGACCAUGGGCGACACGCAGAAGGGCCAGCUUCGUCAGGGAGGUCCUGCGAGAGCUGAACUGCACCCGUUCCCCUCCAGAAGGCUCACAGGAGAUACCCUCCAGGAUGCUGAUGAAAGACAAGGCUGCAAGCAGGAGCUGGAGACGGAAAACAAGGUGGAGCCGUCUUUUGGAAAGAGACAGGGAGCGGUAACUCCCUGUGUGAUGGCAGUGUGGGAGUGCGAGGAUGGUGGUGGCCCCCCCAUCAGUAAGGUUGUCCUUGCUGGGGACAAGUCAGUCUCCCCCGUGUGUGGGAACAUCUGGAUUCAGCAGGUGGGGGAGAAAACCUACGAGUGUCCCGAGUGUGGGAAAAGCUUCAGCCGGAGCUCAUACCUGAGCCAGCACCAGAGGAUCCACCUGACAGAGAAACCCUUCAGCUGCUCCGAAUGUGGGAAGAGUUUCACCCGCAACUCGGAUCUGAUCAAACACCAGCGGAUCCACACCGGCGAGAAGCCCUACCAGUGCAACGAGUGUGAGAAGACCUUCAGCCAGAGGUCCAAUGUGAUCAGGCACCAGCGAACCCACACAGGAGAGAGACACUACCAGUGCAAUGAGUGCGGGAAGAGCUUCAGCCAGAACUCCCAUCUCAUCGUCCAUCAGAGAAGCCACAAGGGUGAGAAGCCAUUUAAUUGCCCCCGGUGUGAGAAAAGCUUCAGCGACCGCUCCUCCCUGAUCAUACACCGGAGGGUCCACACCGGAGAGAAGCCCCACAAGUGCCAGGAGUGUGGGAAGCGUUUCCGGGACAGCUCGGCCAUCAUUCGGCAUCAGAGGAUCCACACUGGAGAGAAACCCUACGAGUGCACCGAGUGCGGCAAAACCUUCCGCCAGAGCUCCUCGCUGGUGACCCACAUGCGAACACACACAGGCGAGAAACCCUACAAAUGCCCCGUGUGUGGGAAGAGCUUCAGCCAGAGCUCAGCACUCACCACCCAUCGCCGCAUCCACGGGGGAAAGGCCUUGCCCGUGUACCACGGCAGCCUCUUGCCCAGCCCCUACCAGUGCGCCGAGUGCGGCAGGAGGUGCAGCGACCACCCCACUCUCGUCAAGCACCAGACCACGCACGCGGAGGAGCGGCCCUACAUCUGCGUGGAGUGCGGGGACAGCUUCCGACGGAGCUCGGCGCUCAAUGUCCACCUGAGGAUCCACCGUGGGGAGAGACCCUACAAGUGCGAGGAAUGUGGGAAAACCUUCCGGCAUAGCUCAGCCCUUGGUGCACACCUGAGAAUCCACGCAGGAGCCAAGCCCUACGAGUGUGGUGAGUGUGGGAAAAGCUUCCGGAAAAGUUCAACGCUUAAAGUGCAUUUGAAAAUCCACGUGGCCAAGAAGCCUUAUAAAUGUACGCUGGGUAGGAGAGCUCUCUCUUCCCGCUCUCUUCUCCCGUAGGGUUGGAGCGGCUGGUUGGAGCGGGAACCAAAAGCAGUAUUUGGUUGUGUCUGCGGGCACAUGGACAAUGUGGGUGCUGAGAACCACAGUGGGAAAAGACUAACUGGGGACUAACUGCAGCGGUGGUAUCUGGACUAGGUGCUUAAUCCCAGUGGUACAAAAACCAUUAGGAGAUUGGGAGGUCGGAGAGUUAGUCGUAAAAGCUGCAUAUUGGUGAUCUAGGAAGAGUACUGAGAGCCUGAGGAAGGGGGAUCAAGUUCUGGGUAAUUUGGUGACUAUGAAUAUGUGGUAGAUUACAAAUGGAAGAAUCAGGCUUUUAAAAGAACUUUUCAACUAAAUAAAAAAAAUUAAAAGUUCCAAGUUGGCUCUGAUUCAAAACUUUGGCUUGUUAGGUACUGCAGUAGUCCUAGAAACACUCUUAUUUUCCAUGACUGUAGUGAAGUUUACUCAGUGUUUGACAAGUCACUUUGAAUUCUUGGAGUCUGAGACUUAGGACCUGAACCUCAACCUGUUUGUCUUUCCUUCCUCUUUUCCAAAUCUUACAUGGGACAAUGAAUUCCUACCUCCAUGUGCAAAGUCUGCUUGACGUAACACCUGAGCAAAGCAAAAGCGAUGCGGCUGCUCCCAGAAAACGUGGAUGUGCAAACAUUUGCAGUUGGAACACUGCCUGUUGCUAGUCUUUGGCAGCUUCCCCAAAAUGUGUCCUCUGGUUUGAUACAUCUUCUGACUAGGGACAGCAACAAAACCUGGGCAAAAACGUGGCCUUACCUUAUUUAACCAAAAAAGUAUUCCUCCUAGAUGUCUGAGUUGUAUCCAGUGUACAUGAUGGGUUCCUACUGGCAGUCCAGAGACUGUUUGCAAUUUUUGUAGUUGUUUUUAUGCUGGAGAACUCGUUACCUCCUUGUUUAUAAAGUAUUUACAUGUAAAGCUCAGUGUGAACCGUUAGGAAUUACCAGAUUUACAUUUAUUAGUACGUUAAUGAUUGUACAUUACAUAAACCUGCUUUAUAUUGCCGUGUUUUAUUACGAAGUGCGUGCUUCCCUCCUUAAAUAAACCCCCUUUUAUUCUU